AUGAAUUCUAAAGCUUUAUUCAUAUGCUUUAUGCUACUACAGCUUCAGAAAGCCUUAUCAACUUUCACCUAUUUGGGAUGCUAUCCAAAAUCAGCAUUUUCGGGAACUGGAACAUCAUACACUUAUCAAAGUGAAGGUUACUGCACCAAUAAAUGCAGUGGCUACUCAUACGCUGCGAUGAUUGACGGUUCUACCUGUCUUUGCUCAAACUCUGCUCCUUCUACUUCAUCUUCUUCUGAGCUGAAUUGUGACACCUCAUGUCUGGGUUACCCACAGGAUACUUGUGGUGGAGAUGAUUAUUAUUCUGUCUACUCCGAUGGUGAUAGCGAAUCAAGUUCAUCAUUACUGUCAUCGUCCUCACUGAGCUCCUUAUCUGCAUCAUCCUUAUUGUCCUCAGCAUCAGCAUCAGCAUCAACAUCAGCAUCAACUUCAUCUUCCUCAAUAACUAGCGCGACAACGUCAUCUUCAAGCUCACUUAGCUCUAGGUCUAGCUCUUCCUCCUCCUCUAGUACAACUUCAACUUCAACUUCAACUUCAUCCCAUAGUGUUAUGAGCUCAUCAUCUCUUGCAACCCCUUCCACUAUUGAGACCACAUCAUUUGCCGUCAGUACUAACGAUGGCAGAACAAUAACGUCAGCUACGGUUAUCAAAACCACAUUAAGUUAUUCUAAUGUCUAUGUCACUUAUACUGCUCCAGCGACUUCUAGCACCUCUAGCUCUCUGGCUGGAGAGACAAACUCUAAAAAUAAAUCCUCCAAUGGUUUAGCGAAGGGCGCUAUUGCAGGGAUUACCAUCGGAUCGAUUGCAGCUGUGCUAAUAUUUUUGGCAGUAUUGUUGUUUAUUUGGAGACAGCGUAUGAAAUCAAAAAAUUUAGAAAAAACUCAAAAUGCAGCCAUUGCAGCCACAAUGAUCGCCAACAACCAUUCAGGAAGAUACCCAGAAAAGAAAAGAUUCAGUAAUUUGCAUGAUCCUGUGGAUGAUGAAGAUGCAGAGUUUGGACCAGUGAUUGGUUCAACUGGUGAUGGCAACAACACUUCAGCAGGCGCUUCAAAUUUCUCAAGAAAUCCAAGUAGUAGAUUCAACUUUAAUGAUGGAUUGGGUAUAAGGACGAAUUCUCCAUUGUUAAGCUCCACCAGCCCCAAUACGAGCGGCCAUCAAAAAGAUCCUUCGGUCGGAACAGUGGUGAAUGAUUCAGGUUUGUCAAGGGAUUUAUCUUUCGACGAUAAUACCAACGCUGUAUUAGGAGGUGGCAUAGCUGAACAAGAGGAAGAUAUAGAUGUCUUCAACUUUUCUGAUCCAAAUGAACUCCUUACCACUAGUCUCGCUGCGGCAGGUGGUGCUCCUGGCUUAAGGGUUACUAAUCCAGAUAGAUAUAGUGUAAUUAGUAGUGUUAGUGGUUUGACAAAUGUCAACACAAAUACUGCUGCUGCCCAUGUUCUUGGCUCUCAAUCUAUUAUCAAUGAUAGUGAUGAUGACCUAUUCAAGGACAGAGUGAAGUGA
Saccharomycopsis crataegensis is the source of this 1500-nucleotide messenger RNA. RefSeq names its product Slg1 protein. The transcript has a single exon. The record is from RefSeq and is a predicted model, not a curated record. Bases 1 to 1500 code for a protein of 499 amino acids. NCBI's taxonomy places the organism in Eukaryota, Fungi, Ascomycota, Saccharomycetes, Ascoideales, Saccharomycopsidaceae.